UGUCCUCCCUGCACUUGCUUGACCUCCCGCUGCUCCACACGCACAUCACAAAGCACAAGCUACCUGCAGAGGGAGGGAAUGGGCGAAGAAGGGGUAGCUGCUCCGUUGCUGGAUGGGAAGAUCAAGGCGAGGAGAAGCGAUAAUGGCGACGGAGAGGCGGCAGCAGCAGCAGGGAGAAGGAGGUGGUGGCGGUGCCUGUGGGACGCGGAGGAGGCGGCGGGGCAGGUGGCGUUCGCGGCGCCCAUGGUGGCCACCAGCAUGGCCUUCUACGCCAUCCCGCUCGUCUCCGUCAUGUACGCCGGCCGCAUCGGCGACCUCGAGCUCGCCGGCGCCACGCUGGGCAACUCGUGGGCCACCGUCACAGGCAUCGCGCUCAUGACUGGGUUAAGCGGGUCUCUGGAGACGCUUUGCGGCCAAGGCUAUGGCGCACAGGUGUACCGCAUGCUGGGUGUGUACCUCCAGGCAUCCAUCAUCACGUCGGCUCUCUUUUCGGUCCUCGUCUCGCUCCUGUGGCUCUACACCGAGCCACUCCUCAUUUUCCUGCACCAAGACCCCGAGGUCUCAAGAAUGGCAGCGGUGUUCCUAAGAUACACAAUCCCGGCACAGUUUGCCUUUGGCUUCAUCCAGUGUAUCCUCAGGUUCCUGCAGACACAGUCCGUGGUGAUGCCACUGGUGGCGUUCUCGCUCCUGCCACUUGUGUUCCAUGUCGGGAUUACCCAUGCCUCCGUGCACUACCUGGGGCUCGGCUUCGCAGGCCCAGCCAUGUCAACUUCGCUGUCUCUCUGGCUAUCUUUCAUUAUGCUCGCAUCCUAUGUGAUGUUGUCGACGAGAUUCAAGCAGACCUGGGGUGGAUUUUCAACAGAAGCGUUUCAGUACGUGCUGCCCGGCCUCAAGUUAGCUGUUCCCUCUGCAAUGAUGGUGUGCUUUGAGUACUGGGCGUUUGAGAUAUUGGUGUUGCUUGCUGGGCUGAUGCCAGAUUCUCAAAUGAGCACUUCUAUUAUUGCGAUGUGUGCAAACACGGAAUCAAUUUCAUACAUGAUCACCUACGGGUUCGCUGCUGCCAUCAGCACAAGGGUAUCGAAUGAGCUGGGAGCAGGUAAUAUUGACAAGGCAAAGAAGGCACUCAAGGUGACGCUCGCGCUCUCCCUACUCCUGGGAGUGACAUUUCUUCUGCUCCUAGGUCUUGGCCAUAAUUUGUGGGCCGGGCUGUUCAGCAAGAGUGAGGCAGUGAUAAGUGCAUUCGCUUCGAUGACUCCAUUUCUCAUUGGGUCAGUGGUGCUGGACUCCACGCAGGGAGUCCUGUCAGGGGUUUCAAGAGGCUGUGGUUGGCAGCACCUGGUCGCAUGGACCAACUUGGUGGCCUUCUACAUAAUAGGCUUGCCAUUGUCUCUCCUACUUGGAUUCAAGCUUGGCUUUCAUACUAAGGGGUUGUGGAUGGGUCAGAUAUGCGGUCUCCUUUGCCAGAAUGCCGUUCUCCUGUUCAUCACGCUCCGAACAAAGUGGGAAAGAUUGGAACUGGCGACAAACAGCAAAGAGGGCGACCUUAUCUGUUGAGAAUUUAUAAAGCUCGUUAGGUUUAACUUGAACAUGGAACUGGAAGUUUGAGAGAUGAAGUGCUGUAAAUGUAGACAGUACCAAGCAACAUACCCUGAACAUGCCUGGGUGUAGCUAGUAGCAAGUAGGAAGAGCUGAAUAAAAUGUUGCACCAGUUUUGUGUGAUAAAAAAGAUCUGGAAUGGUGUACCAAUACCUCCGAAGCAGUGUUUGCUAAUAUGAAUAUAUGAUGCUAGAAUACAAACAGAGUUCAGAAA
Messenger RNA from Aegilops tauschii subsp. strangulata, 1810 nucleotides. RefSeq names its product protein DETOXIFICATION 18. Gene Ontology annotation, cellular component: membrane. The record is from RefSeq and is a predicted model, not a curated record. Lineage: Eukaryota; Viridiplantae; Streptophyta; Magnoliopsida; Poales; Poaceae. Gene Ontology annotation, biological process: xenobiotic detoxification by transmembrane export across the plasma membrane. Gene Ontology annotation, molecular function: xenobiotic transmembrane transporter activity; antiporter activity.